GUAUCCUCGUUCAAAAAAUUUCAAAUCCCGUCUCCCUCCUUCCUUCCCUCCCACGCGCUCGCUUCGCAGCCGCUAUGGAUGUCCAUCCCACCCCCUUCCCUGGCAAACGCCGGCCACCAGCAAACUCCACCACAAAAGAUGGGGAGCGAAUCAAAUCUUCCAAGAAACCACAAUCUCAGUCCCUCACCACAGCUCCAACCAGGCCAAAGCGUGCUUUCGGCGUCGCUCGAAGCUCAAACAUUCCGGUCGAGAAGUCUCUCUCAAAGCCCCCAACAACCAAAACUUGCAAGCCAUGGAAACCUUCAGGAAACGCCACAAAACCGGUCAAAAUGGAUGCCUCCGCCAUAGCUGUCACCGGAAAGGACCGAAAAGCAGCAAAUGAGGAUGUCGCCGGUGGUGAUUCCAGUAAAACCAAGACCAGCACCAAGAAGCAUCAGCACGUGUCCUUCCAAGAUCCAGUGGCGGCAGAAGCUGUCGACGGCGAUGAGAAGAUUGCCCAGCAGGAAGAGAUCUGCACUCCGAUGUCUUCGAUCAAGUCUGCGGUGCCGGGCACACCAUACCACAGUGCACAGGGCUGCAGCAAGUGUAGGCUUGACAAGCUGGAGACCUCAACAUAUUGGCUCACUCAGAUAAAGCUGGCGGAGUCUGUGGGGAGGCAUUCUGUUGCAGCUGCGUUCUUCCGUCUUGCAUCGGAGUGCCAGGCCCAGCCAUUUCAUAAACUUCAGAUGGAGCUCAAAAACUAUGUGGUACGGCACCGAGUCAGUUCUGCAGAAUCUUUGUGGAGUGAUCUUCUCAAGGCUUAUGAGCUAUCAAAUGACGAAGCGAAUGCUCAUUUCUAUAAUCUCGACGAGUUUGAUGCUUCCUUUGUUGAACAGAAGGAAACCAAACCUGAUGCUGGAGAAGAGUAUACAAUAUGUGAGACCGAUAAAAAUGGUCGUUUGGAAUAUGAUGGUGAUGAUAACCCAGUUGUGGAUGAAACAGAGGAAGCACCUGUCCAAGAUAUGGAAGAUGGUUCUGUUAAAGAGGAACCUACAGGGGCAGAGCCAGCACUAAACACCGCUGAAGGCCCCUUUCCUGAGAAUAAGCAUUCUGAGGCAAUGAUCGUUUCCAAUAUAUGUGCUAAUGAAUCUUUGGAGGAAAAUGCAUCUGGAAAAAGGUCAUGUGGGGAAAAGUCUAGUAGAGGCAACAGGCUCUCCGUGAAAAGUUCAUCUUUGAAUGCGAGGACACAGAGAUCUGGCGGUUCUGCUGACAAGGGUCGGAGUUUGGCGAAGAAAAACCAAGCAGGGUUGAAGUUAUCUGUUGGAGAGCAAAUAAGGACUCAUGUGGAUGGAGCUAAAAGGAAUGGGAGUGGUCAGCUUAGGAGCAAAGACAAAGAAGAUUUGAAGGGUACUGACCCCAAUUCAAGUGACAAUUUUAAUUCUGAUGUAUUUGGAGAAGAUGCGACGACCGAUCAGAAUGCUUAGCUAUGGGACUUCAGAUGCGACCAAAUAUGCAGAAGAUUAGAGUUGUAGCUCUGCCGCUGACUAUAUUAUUUAGUGUGUUGAUGGUUUUUUUAGUUUGUAUGGAGUGUUUUUCUGCUUCAACAGAAAGUGUAAAUUUGUAUUUUGCCUCCAUGACAUUGAUGGGAGGACACAGAUGAUUGAUUGGUGUCAAUGGUGUGGAUAUAUGCUAUAUCAUGUGGAUUUGGUUUUUGUUGCAAAUACAUUUGAUAUAUUUGAAUGCACCUGUUCUUAGUUUAUGAACAGGAUCCUUCUACAAAAUCA
Molecule: messenger RNA, 1763 nt
Organism: Elaeis guineensis (African oil palm)
Lineage: Eukaryota; Viridiplantae; Streptophyta; Magnoliopsida; Arecales; Arecaceae
Source: RefSeq, a predicted model, not a curated record